UUCCAGGUCCGGUUCCGGGACCAUGACGGCUCUGCCGGGCUCGGCGCCGCGGAUGAUGCGCGCUCCUCCCGGGCCCGGAUUCACCCGGACCGGGUUCCCCCUGGAAGUGUCCACCCCGCUGGGCCAGGGCCGGGUGAACCAGCUGGGCGGGGUCUUCAUCAACGGCCGGCCCCUCCCCAACCACGUGCGUCACCGGAUCGUGGAGAUGGCCCACCACGGCGUCCGGCCCUGCGUCAUCUCCCGCCAGCUCCGGGUCAGCCACGGCUGCGUGUCCAAGAUCCUCUGCCGGUACCAGGAGACCGGCUCCAUCCGGCCCGGAGCCGUGGGCGGCAGCAAGCCCCGGCAGGUUUCCUCGGUGGACGUGGAGAAGCGCAUAGAGGAUUACAAGCAGGACAACCCGUCCAUGUUCAGCUGGGAGAUCCGGGACCGACUGCUGAAGGAGGGGGUGUGUGACCGGAGCACGGUUCCUUCAGGUGACGCCCCGAGCGUCAGCUCCAUCAGCCGCGUCCUGAGAUCUCGCUUCGGCAGGAAGGACGAGGAGGAGGAGGAGGGAGAGAGGAAGGGGGAGGACGAGGAGAAGAAGAGCAAACACAGUAUCGACGGCAUCCUGGGAGACAGAGGCAGUCGCAUGGAUGAAGUUUCAGAUGUGGAGUCGGAACCGGACCUGCCCCUGAAGAGGAAGCAGCGCCGGAGUCGGACCACGUUCACGGCGGAGCAGCUGGAGGAGCUGGAGAAGUCGUUUGAACGGACGCACUACCCCGACAUUUACACCAGAGAGGAGCUGGCCCAGAGGACCAAGCUGACGGAGGCCAGAGUCCAGGUUUGGUUCAGCAAUCGAAGAGCCAGGUGGCGAAAACAAGCAGGAGCCAAUCAGCUGUCAGCGUUCAACCACCUACUCCCCGGCGGGUUUCCUCCCACGGCGAUGCCCACGCUGCCCACGUACCAGCUGCCGGAGACCGGCUACCCCCCUCUGUCCCAAGACGUCGGGGGAACGGUCCAUCGGCCCCAGCCGAUCCCUCCGUCCACCAUCCACCAGACCGGUCUGUCCAGUCCGGACGGCGGUUCGGCCUACGGCAUCUCCUCCGGUCGCCACGGCUUCUCCGGCUACUCCGACACCUUCAUGUGCUCCACGACGCCAAGCAACCACGUCAACGCCGUUAGCAACGGACUUUCACCUCAGGUGAUGAGCCUCCUCAGCUCCGGCGGCGUCUCCUCUCAGCCUCAGCACGACUUCUCCUCCUCGCCGCUGCAGAGCGCCGUGGACUCGUCCUCAUCCGGCGGCGUCUCCAGCUGCAGCCAACGUCCCUCCGACGGCGCCAUCAUCAAGGCGGUGGACGGCGUCCCCUCGUCCCAGAACUACUGCCCCCCCUACAGCUCCGGCUACGGCAUCGAACCAGCGGUGGCUGCAGGAUACCAGUACGGACAGUACGGAACGACUGCCGUGGACUACCUGGCGAAGAACGUGGGCCUGUCCGGGCAGCGCCGGGUGAAGCUAGCCGACCACUCGGCCGUCCUGGGACUGCUGCAGGUGGAGACCGGCCAGGCCUACUAGGACAGGAGGA
Cololabis saira (Pacific saury) is the source of this 1562-nucleotide messenger RNA. Its product is annotated as paired box protein Pax-7-like. The record is from RefSeq and is a predicted model, not a curated record. Gene Ontology annotation, molecular function: RNA polymerase II cis-regulatory region sequence-specific DNA binding; DNA-binding transcription factor activity, RNA polymerase II-specific. NCBI's taxonomy places the organism in Eukaryota, Metazoa, Chordata, Actinopteri, Beloniformes, Belonidae. Gene Ontology annotation, biological process: regulation of transcription by RNA polymerase II; anatomical structure development. Bases 23 to 1552 code for a protein of 509 amino acids. The transcript is spliced from 10 exons.